AUGUUCAAAGAUGAUGAAGGCAAGGCCUUUCUCGCGGCCAUGGAGUCUCCCCUCGCGAAGAGAAUCAAGGAAGAUCUCAAUGUCAGGAACAAUCCGUUGUUCAUGACCGGAAGCCCCGAGCAGAUCAGACUUGCCCGAUUCAACAAGAACGGCGUGGAAUGGGAGCGGGAUGCCCGCCUGAACGCUGAGGGCAAUCUGGUUCUGAGCCCAGUCCCUGACCCGGUGGUCCUCCAUACCGGCGUACCUUUGACCAGUGCAGCUUCCACAAAGAAGACCCAGCCACCCAAGAAGGAUACCAAGAAGCCGCAAGGUGCCAGGUGA
Penicillium waksmanii is the source of this 321-nucleotide messenger RNA. RefSeq lists its product as uncharacterized. The transcript is spliced from 2 exons. The record is from RefSeq and is a predicted model, not a curated record. Lineage: Eukaryota; Fungi; Ascomycota; Eurotiomycetes; Eurotiales; Aspergillaceae. Bases 1 to 321 code for a protein of 106 amino acids.